Molecule: messenger RNA, 879 nt
Organism: Rhea pennata
Lineage: Eukaryota; Metazoa; Chordata; Aves; Rheiformes; Rheidae
Gene: SRRD
Product: SRR1 domain containing
Exons: 7
Coding region: 1-828 (275 amino acids)
Biological process (GO): microtubule-based process
Cellular component (GO): cytoplasm; nucleus
Source: RefSeq, a predicted model, not a curated record
AUGGCGGCGGCGGCGGGCGAGUGGCGCGCGGCGGGGCGGCGGCGGCGGCGGCCCUGGGCGGCGGAGGGCGGCGGCGCGGUGCUGCGGCGGCUGCGGGAGGCGCGGGACGACCUGCUGGGCUCCGGCUUCUGGGCGGCGAGCGCCGGAGCCAUGCGGGACCCGCUGGGCCGCGGCGCCGAGCAGGCGGCGGGCGGCGCGGCGCGGCCCUCGCGGUGCGUCUGCUACGGCCUGGGGCGGUUCUGCUCCUGCCCCGCCGCCCGCCACCAGCUCGCCUUCCUGCUGCUGCUGCUGGAGGAGCUCCCGGUGCCGCGCAGCCAGUGCUUCGUCUUCGACCCCGCGUUCUCCGAGCAGGAGCUGGCCGUGCUGGGCGAGCUGGGCCUGCGCCUCCUCCCCGACAACGAGGAGGGGAAACACUGUAUUCAUGAAUCUGCCACUCUCUUUUAUAUGAUCCACUGCGGAAAAGCUUUGUAUAACAAUGUCCUGUGGAGUAACUGGUCCAUAGAGGCACUGUCCAAAAUGGUCAUCAUUGGAAACAGCUUUAAAGGGAUUGAGGAAAGGCUGUUGUCAAGAAUCCUGGAGAGAGAUUAUUCUUAUAUAGCAAAGGUCUUAAAAGGGACAGAGGAAAUUGCAUUUCCAACUCACCCUCAGUAUAUGGAUACAUUUAAUGACACCUCCAUCCACUGGUUUCCCUUGCAAAAACUCCAGGAGCUCUCCAGUGAGGUUUGGGAGUUCCUGGAAGAGCCUACUUACCAAGAAUGUGACGACUUGGAGAUCAUCAGAAAGGAAGACAAAGUGAACCUGUGCAGUCCUACUGCAGUGGAGUCUUAACAGCUCUGCAACUGGUGCCUUGUUUUGUACGGUGUUUAAUUUGUUCCCCUU